UAACGACCAAGCAGUUUUAUCUUCUCUGAACAUCACUGGCUUAGGAUAUGGAUUCCCAAUUACUGCGCACCCACGCACAUAGACAUGAGCAGGAUCCCGACAAUGUUGGCUUGCACUCUGUUGCAGAGGAUGAUCAUGAGCAUCACCAUGAAAAGAAAUCUGUUCUGAAGAAGGUGAAGGCUAAGGCAAAGAAAAUAAAGGACACAUUCAAACUACAUGGCCACAACCAUGAUCAUGAUCAUGCAGAUCAUGUUCCCGAUGAUCAAGAUUUGGACGAGGAGGUUGAAGAGGAUGACGAAAGAUUUGAAGAUUCAGAAGUUCACGGUGCUCCUAUAUAUGAAUCCACUGCUCUCAGGUUUACUGCCAUACCUGGACAAGUCCAGAGUUCAGGUCAAUCUCCAGGAAUUGACUUUGAAAGGUCAAAAGUCGAUAUCGGAAAGUCUACAGUCCAGGUUGAGGAAAUUCCCGAAGCCCCACGAAAAACACUUAUAUCUGAUCCAGGGAAGCCAAGAGUCAACUUGGGAGACUUUGAGGAGGACCCACAUGGACAAAAUAUUGUAUCAGAUUCGUAUAAUCCUUCAAACUAUCAAACCAAAGUCACCGACCCGACAAGGACCGGAGGUGAAGAAGCGGGGAUUACACCGAUUCUUCAUUAUUUUGACAAGAUGAAUAUCUCUCAAGGAGCAGAACAAAAACGUGAAACAGAGCAAAAACAGAGGAAACCUAUUGAACCUGAGAAUCAAUUCCCGAACUUACCUACUGGUAGCCAUGACCUGUUCAAUCCGCAGCCGGGUCCGCCGAUAUCUUUAAAGACUAAAUAUGAACCCCCUUUAAUCCCACAAGGCACUAACUUAGCGGCCUCACAAGAUAACCCACAUGAUGCGACGGCAGAGAAACCAUCAAGCCAGAGUAGCUACACAGAGAAAAUCUCCUCUGUUACCACUUCAAUUGCAGAUAAAGCCCUUACUGCCAAAAAUGCUGUAGCUUCUAAGCUUGGCUAUGGUGAAAAGGAUGGAACAACAAGGGCACACGAUACACGCGAAGGAGAAGAAACAGCAAAGCCAGUAUCAGCGGUGGAAUAUGAGAAGCUGGCGGAGACAGGAAACACAGUGAUGCCAAAAAUGAAAGUCUCCCAAAGCACGAACGGAAAUGAAGAUGAAUCAAAGAGUGAGAUUAAAGGGCAGGACAAGGGGGUGUCAAUGAAAGACUAUUUUGCAGAGAAGUUGAGGCCUGGAGAGGAAGAUAGGGCGCUGUCCGCGGUCAUAUCUGAUGCAUUGCGAAAGCAAAAGAAAGAGACGAAGCCAAUGGGGAAGGUGACUGAGUCGGAGGAGGUGGCGAGGCGGUUGGGCACGACGGAUGACAAGUCUCAGGAUUCGGGCUCUGUAAAUGGUCCUGGGAAGGGUGUGGUGGAUAAGGUGAGAGGUGCUGUUAGUUCAUGGUUUAACAAAGGUGAUGAGUCGCAGCCAACACAGCAAUCACUUGGUUCUUCACAUGGUGAGUAACUCGGCUUCUUAUUGGUAAGAAAUUGAGUUCAUAUUUGGUGAAAUAGUAUUUUGAAGGUUUUGUUGCUUCUCUGAAAUUUGUGAUCGCAUAAAGUGUGUGUGAAUGAGAUCUGCCAUGUAUCGAACAGAGGCUCUGGUCUUGGAGUUUAUUUUGUAAUGCAGUUGUAAAUGGAUUUCAUGUUCGUCGCUGCUCUA
Messenger RNA from Tripterygium wilfordii, 1697 nucleotides. RefSeq names its product low-temperature-induced 65 kDa protein. The coding region runs from base 48 to 1502 and encodes 484 amino acids. The transcript is spliced from 4 exons. NCBI's taxonomy places the organism in Eukaryota, Viridiplantae, Streptophyta, Magnoliopsida, Celastrales, Celastraceae. Gene Ontology annotation, biological process: response to abscisic acid; response to stress. The record is from RefSeq and is a predicted model, not a curated record.